Telopea speciosissima is the source of this 558-nucleotide messenger RNA. RefSeq names its product vascular-related unknown protein 4-like. The record is from RefSeq and is a predicted model, not a curated record. The coding region runs from base 1 to 558 and encodes 185 amino acids. NCBI's taxonomy places the organism in Eukaryota, Viridiplantae, Streptophyta, Magnoliopsida, Proteales, Proteaceae. Gene Ontology annotation, biological process: xylem development. The transcript is spliced from 3 exons.
AUGGAGAACUCAAUGAUGUCUUCUAUUAACAAAUCCAUGUCUUUUAAAGAAGAAAUGGAUUGCCCUGAGGAGAGUGGUUGGACAGAAUAUUUUGAGGACUUCAUGAAUGUCAAUGGAGAGAAUAAUACUAGUUGUUGUUCUUCUGAUUUUGGGACCUCUUCAUUGGUUUCUGAUGCUGCUUCUUGUGCUGCAUGGAAGUUCUCUCAUGAUCAUCAUCAUCAUCAACAAGUUAUUAAUGGCUACUCUUCAAUGAUGGGUCCCCACCAGAGCUUUAAGAAAUUGAAUUUCAAGAAGAAAAUAGCCAGAAAAGUUCUAUUGGAUGAUAAUAAUGAUGAUUUGGAGGACACUGCCAGUUCUCCUUGCAAUAGUCCCAAGGUUAGUGAGCUAAGUCCAUUCCAUAUGAACAGAAUAAAAAGAGAAGAUGGCCUAGAAAGUUCUAAUGAGAAGGGAAUAAAACAGAUUGAUGAGAGAAAUGAAUUGGGCUUCAUUGGUACAGAAUUGAAGAAAAGAGGGCUUUGCUUGGCUCCCAUGUCCUUGCUAAUGAACCAUCUUGGAUAA